AUGCGUCUUUUCUUCUCCGCUGUGCUGUACGCCGUCUUCUUCUUUGGUAUACUAGGCUCCGCUUGGCCAUGGGACGGCUUGCUGGUUGAGAGGGGUGAUGGUCUAAGCAGACGAGCAACUACCGAUUCUACGACGACAGGCCCGACAUCCACUGCGGAUUCUUCGUCCUCGUCCUCCUCUUCUGGAUCGUCGGCUUCUGAGACGACAACGGGGACCAACACCAACACCGAUGCUACGACUACUGGAACGGGCCAUACCACGACGGCCACUGGCACGGGAAGCAGUAACAGCACCAACACCAAGACCAAAACCCAUACCACUGCAACUACAUCAAUCUCCAUCGAUCCCGCUGCCGCUGCUGGAGGUAUCUCGAUGAUCACCCCCAAUGCCUUGUCGACGACCUACUUUAAGGUUGGGUACAAUGCGACAUUUGUGUGGAAUUAUACUUCGCUGUCUGUCACGCCAACUGCGAUUGAUGUCGUGGCAUCCUGCAGCCUGAACCGAGAGACCUACACUUUGACCAGCAACAUGACCGUGGAGCCUACAGGCACAUUCAUCUGGAACACCAGUGACUUUGAGGCUUCGCAGACCAUCUCUCUGUUGACUUCAACGUACACCUUGUACGUAGUCGAUGCGAACAAGUCGCUCACUGACACCCCGGAGCCAGGUUACCUCAGUAGCUUCAUUGGAUAUCCCUUUGGCAUGUAUCGCCCGGAGCCCUAUACUCCCCUGAAUGAAUUCAAGUGCGCGACUUGCAGCGGUGCUUUGUCUGAUGUCCAACGCCAAGGCAUCAAGUUCGCUGUUGGCAUGGCCGCGAUUACAGUUCUCUCCUUCACUUGGUUCGUCGGUGGCGCUGGCCUUCUUUCUGCUUAG
Penicillium diatomitis is the source of this 873-nucleotide messenger RNA. RefSeq lists its product as uncharacterized. Lineage: Eukaryota; Fungi; Ascomycota; Eurotiomycetes; Eurotiales; Aspergillaceae. The transcript is spliced from 3 exons. The record is from RefSeq and is a predicted model, not a curated record. Bases 1 to 873 code for a protein of 290 amino acids.